AUGCCGUUUAGAUAUAAAGGUCUGUAUGCCCCUGGGAUUCUCAAUCUGCGUGCUUCUGGUGCUAUCAAGACAAUGGCAUUGUUGAAUUCGGUUGGUGUCAAUCGAAAUGGUUUUUCUCUGUUGCUUUGUGCUCGUUUGUAUAAAAGCUUUAUUCGACCCAAGCUGGAAUACGGCUUAGCAAUAUCGCAUCUCUCUUUCCGUGACUUCAAGGCUCUUGAUGCUCUGCAAAAUCGAUUGGUUGGUAUGUUUGUUGGUAGUACAUGGUACAAUGUUGCCAAACAUUUGACCUGUAUUCCCAGCAUGAAGCAUCGAUAUAAUGUCCUGGCAACACGUUAUGCUCUUCGUGCUGAUACUCUCCCUGAUGAUUGCUUGUUGGUUCUGCUUCGUCGUGGAUUACUGUACACUCGUCUAGACAGAUUUAUUUGUCAAAACCCGUUGUAUCUGACACUACCUGAUCCGCCGCCAUUCACCACUGCUGGUCUUACUGAAGUCUUUGAUUCGUAUUGGCAAGAUCAAGUAGAUCAUCAACUUGCUGCUGCUGCUGUUUCUGGUACCCAGACCCUCCUCCGUGCUUGUCGUCGUUCUGUAUCUCGUCCAGAUCCCAUUUUGUACCUACCAAUUGGUCGAUCUGCUCGAAGUCGCCUUGUUCGCUGGCGUCUUGGACGUUUCACAAACAUGCGUGAAGAGUGUCCGUGCGUGAUGGGUGAUUUUAUAUCUCGAAAUCACUUUCUGACAUGCCGUGCUCUGGAUCGAACACUUCUCGAUGCUCUGCCUGUGGCUCCUCCUGGUAUUCAUCGUAUAGACUAUGCCCUUAAUUGCUUACCUGUGAAAGCCUCUGAUGGUCCUCCAUCUUAUUGGUCUGCUUUGCUUGCUCUGCUUCAUGCCAUUGAUUGUUUAGUGCAUCCGCUGGCUGUCAUCCCUGCUGAUCUUGAUUCAGGGUUGUUAUGGUUCUCUGCUAGAUAG
Molecule: messenger RNA, 963 nt
Organism: Mucor velutinosus
Lineage: Eukaryota; Fungi; Mucoromycota; Mucoromycetes; Mucorales; Mucoraceae
Exons: 1
Coding region: 1-963 (320 amino acids)
Source: RefSeq, a predicted model, not a curated record